This is a messenger RNA of Knipowitschia caucasica, 828 nucleotides long. The record is from the annotation of a GenBank genome assembly. NCBI's taxonomy places the organism in Eukaryota, Metazoa, Chordata, Actinopteri, Gobiiformes, Gobiidae.
AUGACAGAGACCAGCGUAGCCCCCAUGCCAGCCACCAACGCAUCCAGAGCAAUUCAGCAAGCCACACCAGUGACAGAGACCACCGUGGCCCCUAUUUCACCCACCGAAGCAUCCAGAGCAAUUCGGCAAGCCACACCAAUGCUGCAGAUCGCCGUAGCCCCCAUGCCCCCAAUGCCACCCACCGAAGCAUCCAGAGCAAUUCAGCAAGCCACAGCAAUGCUGCAGAUCGCCGUAGCCCCCAUGCCCCCAAUGCCACCCACCGAAGCAUCCAGAGCAAUUCAGCAAGCCACACCAAUGCUGCAGAUCGCCGUAGCCCCCAUGCCCCCAAUGCCACCCACCGAAGCAUCCAGAGCAAUUCAGCAAGCCACACCAAUGCUGCAGAUCGCCAUAGCCCCCAUGCCCCCAAUGCCACCCACCGAAGCAUCCAGAGCAAUUCAGCAAGCCACACCAAUGCUGCAGAUCGCCGUAGCCCCCAUGCCCCCAAUGCCACCCACCGAAGCAUCCAGAGCAAUUCAGCAAGCCACACCAAUGCUGCAGAUCGCCGUAGCCCCCAUGCCCCCAAUGCCACCCACCGAAGCAUCCAGAGCAAUUCAGCAAGCCACACCAAUGCUGCAGAUCGCCGUAGCCCCCAUGCCCCCAAUGCCACCCACCGAAGCAUCCAGAGCCAUUCAGCAAGCCACACCAAUGCUGCAGAUCGCCGUAGCCCCCAUGCCCCCAAUGCCACCCACCGAAGCAUCCAGAGCAAUUCAGCAAGCCACACCAAUGCUGCAGAUCGCCGUAGCCCCCAUGCCCCCAAUGCCACCCACCGAAGCAUCCAGAGCAAUUUAG